GAAAAAAAUGAUCAGAAAUGGAAAAUUCCUUGCGGAAUACCAUGGCGUUUUAUCCAAAGCUGACGACGUGAAGGACAAAGAUACAAACUACACAUAUUUCUUUGACUUUAAUGGUGUCAAGUACUGCAUUGAUGCCUCAGAGGAACCAAAACUGUAUCAACCAUCGUUAGGACGGCUAGUAAAUCAUGCAGACAAAAAACAACAGAGAAAUUCAAGAAUAACAGUCAUUGGUGUGAAUGGGGUUCCUCAUCUUGUACUGUUUGCGACUAGAUUUGACUUGUAAUGAAAACUGCGACGAUGGGUCAGUUCAGUCUCCUGUAGAACGCAGAGCGUGUGAAUACCAAGGGAAGGUCUGUAGUUCGAUUGGUCAUGAGAACAACAACAGUGGUGUAACAUCGGCUUCCAAACGCAAAGCAGAAUUUCCAGUACAAACAGGCAAAAAGAUCAAGGUCGUUUCUUGGACAGAGGAGCAGUUAGCGGUCAUGCAAAGGUCAUUCGCCAAAAUUCUCCGCUGCUUAAGAGUUCCUAACAAGGAGGAAUGCAAACAAGCAAGGAAAAAUGAGAGCCUGUUGCUUUCUCGUGACUGGAAGAUCAUCAAAUUCCG
Molecule: messenger RNA, 604 nt
Organism: Mercenaria mercenaria
Lineage: Eukaryota; Metazoa; Mollusca; Bivalvia; Venerida; Veneridae
Product: N-lysine methyltransferase KMT5A-A-like
Exons: 4
Coding region: 8-283 (91 amino acids)
Molecular function (GO): protein binding
Source: RefSeq, a predicted model, not a curated record